Monoraphidium neglectum is the source of this 801-nucleotide messenger RNA. Its product is annotated as Protein COQ10 B. Gene Ontology annotation, molecular function: ubiquinone binding. The transcript has 2 exons. Gene Ontology annotation, biological process: cellular respiration; ubiquinone biosynthetic process. Bases 1 to 801 code for a protein of 266 amino acids. The record is from RefSeq and is a predicted model, not a curated record. NCBI's taxonomy places the organism in Eukaryota, Viridiplantae, Chlorophyta, Chlorophyceae, Sphaeropleales, Selenastraceae.
AUGCCCUGGCAUAGGCAAGCAGUGCCUGUUGCUGCCGGCGCUGGCUGCACAGCGUCCGACGUGGUCCUCGCCCUUCCUGCGUCUCCCCACAGCUGGUCUCCCGAGCAGCUGUACACUGUGGUGUCUGCCGUCGACCAGUAUUCCCAGUUUGUGCCGUGGUGCGCCAAGUCCAGGGUGCUGGUAGACCGGCCCCGCAAGGAUGGGGGCUACAUGGAGGCCGAGCUGGAGGUUGGGUUCCAGGUGUUCAAUGAACGGUACACCAGCAAGGUCACAAUGCAGCGGCCGCACCGCGUCCACAGCAGCGUCGACGACAGCAGCCUGUUUGACCACCUCGAGUCCACCUGGGUGCUGCGCCCGGGGCCGCAGCCGGGCACCACCUGGCUCGUCUUCAAGGUCGAUUUUGCGUUCAGGUCGGCGCUGUACCGCCACGUGGCGGACCUCUUCUUCGACCAGGUGGUGCGGCGCAUGAUGGGGGCCUUUGAGGGGCGCUGCGCGCAGCUCUACGGGCCCUCGACGCUGGCCACAGGCGGGGCUGGUGCCGGCGCGCGGCGGCAGCCAGCCGGCGCGGGCGUGGGGGCUGGCGGUGACCACCUGCCCCACUACCAGCAGCGGCAGCACAUCCAGCAGCAGCAGCAGCAGCAGCAGCAGCAUCAUGCGCGAUCGCAGAUUCUGCAUCAGCAGCCGUACGCGGGCGACCGGCUGGAGCCCCUGGGGCCUCGGGGAGGCGGUGGCGCACCACAGGCGAGGCAGCAGCGGCCGGCGCUUCAGGCACCGCCUAACAGCGGUGUCGAAGGCCCGUGA